UCUGGAGGACCGCGCGCUCAAGUGACCAUGAUGCGGUGACAACGGUAAAAAUCACCCGUGGCUGUGAACACGUUCUCAUCAGUAGGACUCGCCGGUGGCACGUGUAUGUGAAUAUGUUUGGGAUGUGGACGUCACACCGCACAAUGCUGGCUUCAAUAGCUCUGGUUAUUUUGGUCGCUCACGUCAGCACGGUCCUGGCAUUCAGCGAUGGAUCCAAACUGGCAAAAGGUCUCUCGGCCACCAGGAGCGUUUACUGUCACAGGUCGACCAACAAACGCCAGCCGCUACACUUCAACACACAAUGUAACGGCUACUGCGCGCCCAACCUACAGGGGGAGUUGUACUACACGCUGAGCGUGAGUGCCCCAAGCUACUGGCUGGACAUCAUCACGAUUAACAUCACGGCUAAAGACGACACCGACCGGUCAGUCACCGGUUUCUCCAUCUACGCCGUGGACGAGUCCCAGAAAGUUGCCGGCAGUUUUGUAGAGGACGACAACCACAUCCUGGUCGGCUCGUGCGGUGACGUACUCGCCUACAACCAGGAGACCCACGGGGCUUUCCACAAGAUGGCCGACAGGAACCGGAAAAACAUCUCGUUCAAGUUCCAGCCGGAUGGGUUCAACCACGGAGCUAUAUCCUUCGUCGCCUGGGUUGUCAACAACCAUUCAGACAUCCAUUACCUGGAGUCUGAGCUUCUGCUGCCCAGUAAAAACGGUAGCUACUCCUUGGACGUAGAAUCUGUGCUGGAGAAUCUGGUGGACGAGAUCGAUAUGAAAGCGUACGACGAAUCAUUCGAUUACCGGGCCAAAAUGGGCUAUCAUCUGGAUCAGGAAAACCCCUUUGCUAAUUUUGAGAGUGACCCGGAUGUAGUCGAACUCGUCCCCGUCAAAUCGUCGAAAGGGAAUCUAACCCCGGGCAACAUGACAGCACUGAAUGUCAACGUGACAGAUGACAACGUGACAUCGGAGAGUCCGACUGUCUCCAUGGCCCAUACGAAAGAAAGUAAACAGCUGAGUAUGAAUAGCAUCGAUACCCCCAACAACAUGAACGAUGCUGAUUCCGUGUUUGGCCCCGAUUUGUGGCUCCCCCACAACGACGAGUGGACCAAGGUCUACGGCAACGGCGACACCAACCCCAAGUUCAAGGCCCUUCUUCGUUCUUUCAACACGGACAACGCGCAACUGGACUCGAACCCGCGCCCCGCGCCACAGUACUACACGCAAAACGCAGCACCACAGGCUAGCAAUGAAAACACAGCUUCGGGGUCCUAUUACCCCAAUACAGAACCUCUACACACUGAUCACGGUUCAAGCUAUCAACACGACAACCAAAACACAAUUCCAACAGACACAUCAAAUUCUCAAGCUAAGCCCCAUCCCAAUGUUCUGAGCGAAUCGUUUGAAUCCUACCCUGGCGGUGAUAUCCUUGAUACCUCUCCACAUUAUCCUAAUCCCAACUCUCAAUAUCCCGAUUCUAACUCCUUCUACCCUGACCCCUAUUAUGAUACCGUCUUAGGAUACCCUGAUCCUAAUCCAAACUACCCUGAUCCUCAACAGGAAUAUCCUGACCCCAAACCUCAAUAUCCUGAUCCUAAUUCUCUUUAUCCUGAUCCUAAACAAGAAUAUCCUGACCCCAAACCUCAAUUCGAUCCCACACCUCAAUAUCCUAAUCCUCUUUAUCCUGAUCCUAAACAAGAAUAUCCUGACCCCAAACCUCAAUACCUUUACCCCAAACCCCAGUAUCCUAAUCCCAAGCCACAAUAUCCCAAUCAAGAAGAACCAUACUAUGGUCAACAACCCCCAAAAUUCAAAGAACAGCAGUCAACUAUUGGCGGUGACGUCAACAGCUCUAUCCCACAAUCCUUCAAUCAGCAGUACCCAAAACCCACCACACAAGAUGGCGGACAGGACCACCUUCCUGUACAAAAUUUGAUGUAUUAA
This is a messenger RNA of Physella acuta, 1943 nucleotides long. Its product is annotated as activating signal cointegrator 1 complex subunit 2 homolog. Lineage: Eukaryota; Metazoa; Mollusca; Gastropoda; Physidae. The record is from RefSeq and is a predicted model, not a curated record.